ACCUACAAAGAUUGGGACGCCUAUUGGAAUUUACGCCCACUCUUUUACUUCUUCGCCGUGCCAUAAACCCUACGCUUGUUUCUACUCGAGAAUCUCUGGCUUUUGGCCGUAUCUUGCUCCUUUCUUUGAGCACCCACACCUCUGUUAUCAUGGGAAAAAUGCGGGAAACGGAUCUAGACCACAUCCAAUCCGACGUUGCAUCGUUUGCAUCCUCUCUCGGCUUCUCCUCUGCUCCCUCAUCCUCAUCCGCCGGCUUCAAUGAUUCAGAUUUCCGUAAAACUGGUCGUCUUAAACCCCAUUCCGGACCAACCAAAAAUUCCUAUAGAGAGAAAACUAAGAUUCCACACGAGAAAGAAAACAAGAGCAGAGCCAAAAAUAACAACAAACAGAACAAUCCCAAAUUCGGCGUUAAAUCACCUCAAAUUCAGACCCCUGGUUUCAGUAACGGUAAUUUAUUGAAAGAACGUGAUAAUAAAUUUAAGAAUCUCCCGAAGCUUCCGUUGCUGAAAGCUAGUUCAAUGAGCGUUUGGUACAAAGAUGCUGCCUUGCUGGAGGAGAAAGUGAUAGGGGAUAGUAAGAGAAUUGAGUUCAAAAGUGUGGAUGAAUGGAAGGGUUUGGUGGAGGAAAAGAAGGAGUUGAGCCAGCGUUUGAUGUCCCAGUAUGUCCAUGAGUACGAGUCAUCGCGAGGCCAAAGUGGGGAUAUCAAGAUGCUCAUUGCCACACAGAGGUCAGGGACUGCUGCGGAUAAGGUGUCGGCGUUCUCUGUCUUGGUCGGAGAUAACCCUGUUGCUAACUUGAGAUCGAUUGACAUGCUUCUGGGAAUGGUGACAUCCAAAGUUGGUAAACGCCAUGCUUUGUCUGCCUUUGAAGCACUCAAAGAACUUUUUAUAUUGAGUCUAUUACCAGAUCGUAAGCUGAAGACUCUUGUUCAGCAGCCUCUAAAUCAUCUCUCAGAUACAAAAGAUGGUUAUUCUCUUUUACUCUUUUGGUAUUGGGAGGAAUGCCUAAAAGAAAGGUAUGAGCGCUUUGUUUCUGCUCUUGAGGAAGCAUCACAAGAUGUGUUGGAUAUACUAAGAAACAAGGCAUUGAAGACCAUGUAUACAUUGCUGCGAAGCAAAUCAGAGCAAGAGCGUCGUCUACUCUCUGCAUUGGUAAACAAGCUAGGACAUCCUGAAAACAAAGUUGCAUCUAAUGCUGAUUAUCACUUGGCAAAUCUUUUGGCUGACCAUCCAAAUAUGAAGGCCGUGGUGAUUGACGAAGUGGAUAAUUUCCUUUUCCGACCUCAUCUUGGAUUAAGAGCAAAAUACCACGCAGUUAACUUUUUGAGCCAGAUUCGUUUGAGUCACAAGGGUGAUGGACCAAAGGCUGCAAAACGUUUGAUAGAUAUUUAUUUUGCUCUCUUUAAGGUUUUAAUUUCCAAGGCCAGUAAAGGACCAUCUGUGGCCAAGCAAAGCAAAGAUGAGAAAAAAUCUUCCAGCUCUUUGAAAGAGAACAAACCUAAAUCAUUGUCAGAAUCGCAUAUUGGAAUGGAUUCACGGUUAUUAUCAGCUCUUCUAACGGGUGUUAAUAGAGCUUUUCCAUUUGUUUCUGGUGAUGAAGCUGAUGACGUAAUAGAGGUCCAAACUCCGAUGUUGUUUCAGCUGGUUCAUUCGAAGAACUUUAAUGUGGGAGUUCAAGCAUUAAUGCUUCUCCACAAGAUUUCAUCUAAAAAUCAGAUUGUUAGCGAUCGUUUUUAUCGUGCCUUGUACUCAAAACUCUUGCUACCAGCGGCUAUUAGUUCUUCCAAGGAGGAAUUGUUUAUAGGUCUCAUGCUGAGGGCAAUGAAAAAUGAUGUUAACAUAAAGCGAGUUGCUGCAUUCUCGAAGCGUUUGUUGCAGGUUGCUCUUCAACUGCCACCUCAGUAUGCAUGUGGUUGCCUUUUUCUCCUCUCUGAAGUUCUCAAAGCACGCCCACCACUGUGGAACAUGGUACUUCAAAAUGAGUCUGUCGAUGAAGAUCUUGAGCAUUUUGAAGAUAUUGUAGAUGACGACAACAAACAAGCCAGUCUUGUACCAGAUAACGAAGGCAAAGUUUCUCAAACCAGCAAUGAGAGCGAUAGUGAUAAUGAUUCAGCACUUGAUAAAGGUGGUUCUAUGACUGCUGGUUCUGAUGAAGACGAUUUAAGUGAAGCAUAUGGUUUGCUUGGGAAAUAUGGUGUAGAUGAACGCAAAGAACUGAAAUCAGCGUCUGAUAGUAAAGGAGGCAACCAUGUUCAAAGAGGAAAAGAUAGCCUGAUGUUGCCUGGAGGAUACAACCCACGCCAUAGGGAACCUUCUUACUGCAAUGCUGAUCGGGUUAGCUGGUGGGAGCUAAUGGUUCUGGCUUCACAUGUGCACCCGUCAGUUGCUGCUAUGGCCAGAACCCUUCUUUCUGGGGCUAAUAUUGUUUACAGCGGAAAUCCACUUAACGACCUUUCACUCAGUUCAUUCUUGGAUAAGUUCAUGGAAAAGAAACCAAGGCAAAGUACAUGGCAUGGCGCCUCCCAGAUUGAACCUGCCAAGAAGCUUGAUAUGAAAAACCAGUUGAUUGGACCAGAAAUAGUGUCAUUGGCCGAAGAGGAUGUGGCCCCAGAUAAUCUUGUUUUCCACAAAUUCUACGUGAAUAAAAUGAAUUCCUCCAAGAAACCUAAGAAGAAAAAGAAGAAGACAACUGAUGAUGAGGCCGCUGAAGAGUUAUAUGGUGUGGAUGGUGAUGAUGAGAAUGAAAUUGACAAUGAAGAAGAGAUUGAGAAUGUGUUGGACUCUGCCAAUCCUACGUUUGAAGUAGACGGUGAUUAUAAUUAUGACGAUUUGGCCAAAAUUGCAAAUGAAGAUGAUGAUGACUUGAUUGGCAGAGGCAGUGAUGAAGAGGACUUCCCCUCAGAUAUUGCCAAUAUGGAUGAAGGCGUGGACGAAGACAUUGCCUUAGGCGAAGCAGAUGAUGAAAGUGACAUAGAUAAGGGCUUUAACCAUAAGAAAAAGAAGCAAAAAUCAAAUAAACAUUCUGCAGCAUCUCCAUUCGCCAGCCUUGAUGACUAUCAACAUUUGAUGGAUGAUUCGAAUUCAGCAGAAAAGACAUCCACCAAAAAGAGAAGUCGUAAGGGGAAGAAAAAAGUGUCUUAGUGAGUCCAUAUUUUAGUUUGCAACGCAAUGUUACAUUGCAUGAGAAUUGUACCUUCAGGUAAAUUUUGACUCCAAAACAUUUAAAUUUAAUAUUGUGGGCUGGUACUGAUAGGUAUCUUGGGACUCUUUCUUCUUUCCUCCCAUAAUUUGGUUUCUAUGGUCAACCAAACAUGCCUUGUUCUCUUUCAAACCUGAUUCAAUGAUAAUGUAAUUUAAGAGCAUGUUUGGAAGUAA
This is a messenger RNA of Olea europaea var. sylvestris, 3374 nucleotides long. RefSeq lists its product as uncharacterized. The transcript is spliced from 16 exons. Gene Ontology annotation, cellular component: nucleus. Lineage: Eukaryota; Viridiplantae; Streptophyta; Magnoliopsida; Lamiales; Oleaceae. Bases 150 to 3140 code for a protein of 996 amino acids. The record is from RefSeq and is a predicted model, not a curated record.